Cuscuta campestris is the source of this 1796-nucleotide messenger RNA. Lineage: Eukaryota; Viridiplantae; Streptophyta; Magnoliopsida; Solanales; Convolvulaceae. The record is from the annotation of a GenBank genome assembly.
CUCACAUGCAUUAACGAUAUCCCACUCUCGUUAAUACUCGACUAUGGACAUUUAGAUAAAUAUUUAUUUCAAGAUGUUAGUCUCAUCAGCAGAAUAACAUUAUCUGAUAAACAUCUUUUAAAUAUAAAUCUAGGAAUAUAAUAUUUGUUUACAUUAACAUGAGAUGUAAGAAGCCUCCUCGCGGAAAAAGACCCUGAAGACAAAUGCAAACCCAAUAAGAAAACUUGAGUAUAGUUGAAUCCGCGGACAAACACAAACUAUGGAGAAGCUGAUUAUCAGAGUUCGGAGCAGAGAUGGCCUUGAGCGGGUAACGUUCGGCAACCCACAUGCCACAAUCGCGCAUCUCAAAUCCGAAAUCGAGGCUCAGCUCCGAGUCCCUAUUCAAUCGCAAACCCUUUCCACAAAUCAAAACCUCUUGCUCGCCAAAACCCUAGAUGAUUUGGCCCGAUUCACGGACAUGUCUAACCCACUCGCCCCGAUUUCUUCUGUCAACAUCGGCCAUGGCUCCAUCAUAUACCUGUCCUAUGAAGGGGAGCGGACCGUACCGGGUCCCGCAUUCAACCCUGCUGGGUCAUUCGGGAAGAAGAUGACCAUGGAUGAUCUGAUCGCCAUGCAAAUGCGCGUUACCAGACAGGAAGAAUCACACUGCGAGCUUGUGUCCUUUGAUCGAGACGCAGCCCAUGCCUUCCAGCAUUACGUCAAUGACACCCUUGCUUUUGCCGUAAAGCGCGGUGGGUUUAUGUAUGGGACUGUGUCCCCAGAAAGGAAAGUGGAAGUAAAUUUCAUCUAUGAGCCGCCACAGCAGGGGACAGAGGAUAGAUUGUUGCUUCUGCGCGAUCCUGAUGAGGAGAAGAUCGUGGAUGCAAUUGCCGUGGGGUUGGGUAUGAGAAAGGUGGGAUUUAUCUUUACUCAGUCCAUUACACAAGACAAAAAGGAUUACACUAUGUCGAAUGCGGAAAUUCUGCAAGCUGCUGAGCUGCACGGGGAGAAUAACUUGAAGGAAUGGGUGACUGCCAUGGUAAAGUUGGAGGUGAGUGAGGGUGGAGGCGCUGAUGUGCAUUUUGAGGCAUUCCAGAUAAGUGAUGUGUGUAUUAGAUUAUUCAAGGAAGGAUGGUUUGAGACAGAAGGCACUGAAGAUUUAGAUCCCAAGCUUUCCCGGAUGAAAAAAUAUGUUGUUGUAGGAGUGAAGGAUACAAAAGAGGUCGACAAUGAUUUUUUCUUGGUUGUAGUCAAGAUUUCUGAUCACCAGGGCCAGCUGGCAUCAACCUUUCCCAUUGAGAACCGAAAUGUUCAUGUUACAAUGAGGGCGCUGAAAAAUCAUUUUGAUCAAACAAAGAGUCUCCCAUUUGUGAAGCGCAUUUCAGAUUUUCAUCUGCUGCUCUUGUUAGGGCGGUUUUUGGACAUCAAUGCCAAUGUCCCCGCAUUAGCUGAAUGCGUGAAAACACAGUCACCCGUCCCAGAGGGUUACCAGCUCCUUAUAGAGUCCAUGGCUAGUGUUUCUUAAGCCACUCAAUCAAUCAAGAAAUGUGUGGAUAUGAGAUUAUUGGUUGUGCUGAUGAAAAGCCUGAAAUAUUUGAAUCUGCUUAAGGGGGCUUUGACAAAAGCCAAUCCAAACCUCAUUUCAUAUAUCUACAGUGGGAGGGUAUGCUCCCUCGGAUAAUGGUUUAUGCUUUUGCACAUUUGCAUCUUAAAUUGUAUACAAAGCUUCUGCUUACUUGGAUAUCCUUUAACUCAGCAUUUCUUUUCUAUUACUGGGAGUAUUACUCUUGUCCUAAUCAUAAAUUUUCACGCAAUUA